Molecule: messenger RNA, 2143 nt
Organism: Schistosoma curassoni
Lineage: Eukaryota; Metazoa; Platyhelminthes; Trematoda; Strigeidida; Schistosomatidae
Source: the annotation of a GenBank genome assembly
AUGAUAUUUACUAUUAAAAGUAAUCAACUUUCUGAUCCAAAUUGUCGAUGCUUUCUAUUCGAUAGUACAAUGUAUAAAUCGGGUAUAUUUAAAACACCGAAUUAUCCAAAAAAUUAUCAGUAUGAAUUAAAUUGUUUAUUGUAUUACUUUCAUGGUUUAUCUAAUGAACUAGUGAAAAUUACAUUUACAACAUUCAAUUUAAGAAAACCUAUUGAGAAAAAGUAUCUAUCUAUAUAUAUAUAUGCUCUAUCCUUUUUAUUGUUAGAUAUGUUUACUACAAUUGAAUCAAAUAAUCAAAUGGCAAAACAUUCUAAUCUUAUGAAUAUCUCUUCAGUAAAUUAUUCUAGACCAGCAGAUUAUAGAUUAUGCGGUGAUUUAAAUGAUUUUCCACAAAAUGAUUUUUAUUCAAUUAGUUCUAUAUUAUUAUUAAUAUUUCAUACAGCAUCUAAAAUUCCUGGUAUCAAAUAUCAUCAACAAAUGGGAUUUAUUGGUCAAUUUACAUUUGAUUUAAAAAGUAAUUAUCAAAAUAAUGGAAAACAUAAAGAAAAUACAUUUUGUGAUUAUGAAUUUUAUUAUAAUAAUACAAUUAAAUAUGGAAAUUUUUUCUCACCAUUUUAUCCAAGUAAUUAUCCACCAAAUAUUAAAUGUCGAUUCAUUUUUAUAGCAGAUAAUAAUCAACGAAUUCUAUUAACAUUUCAUUCAAUUCGAUUAAAAUCAAUGACAAAUGAAGAUAAUAUAAGUAAUAUAGAAAGAUGCAGUACAAGAAACUCUAUACCUGUGCAAAAUGAUUUUAUUUCCAUAUCUGAGAUGUACAAGAAUAAAUCGAGAACAUUGGCAUAUCUUUGUACUAACCUAGUGAAUAUACAACUUGUUUCACAUACUUCUAUAUUAAAAUUGGAUUUUAUCAGUCGUAGUCCUUUCUAUCAAGGUCAAGGUUUUCAUGGAACUUAUGAAUUUGUUCAUGAAUCUCAAGUUUUACCUUCUCCAUUUCUUGAAGAAGAUGAUCAACUAGUUGAAACUAAUGAACAUGAAGAAAAAUAUCAAAAUUCUAGAAAUAAUCAAGAUAAACUAGAAAAUUUGUCAAAUACCAAUAAGUCCAGACUAUUUUUUGCUGAUGCCGGAUUUACAUCCACAAGAAAUAUACAAUUUCACGAAGAUGAAUAUUCAUCGGAUCCAGAUUUUAUGAACUUUCAUUAUUCUAAUCAAUUCAAUAAUGAAAUGAAAUCAAAAUAUGUACAAAGAAAAUUAAUUGUUUCAAAAGGUCCAGUAAAUCGUACACAAGGUAUAAUUCAUUCACCUCAAUACCCGGAACCUUAUCCACCUUCAAUUAUAGCAAUGUAUACUUUUAUAGGCCAGCCUACAGAGAUAAUUUUAGUGAAAUUUUUAUUUUUAGAACUUGGAAAUUCAAAUAACUGUGAAAAUGAAAAUCAAUCAUUAGGUGAUCGUAUUCAAUUAAUCGAUGGAAUACAUAUUGAUGAUCCAUUAAUUAUAGAAUAUUGUCAAAAUAAAAUUAUAACCAAUAAUCAACAAAAUUUGUAUACAACAAUUAAACCUGAAUAUUUUAUUUCAUCAAAGAAUUUAAUGGUAUUAAUAUUUAAAAGUGACCAUAUAACUGAACCAAAUGAAUUAGGUUUUAAAUUAUUUUAUAGUUUUGAACUAAAAGAUCAAAAUUAUAUAAAACAUACUUAUAAAGAAGAAAAAGAAAGAAAAGAAAAAGAAGAAAAAGAAAAAGGAAAAAAAGAAAACUAUUUAACGAUAACUAAUCAAAAUGGAAUUAUUCAAAAUAAACCGGUUAAUUGUUCAAAGUUUACACUUAUCACUGAAAUUAGUUUAAUUCUGCCUAUAAUCAUAUGUUUCCAAUUGAAUGAAAACAGAUAACGUAGUGAAUCAUGGAUAUGUUUCUAAUACAUCUGGUGAAACUAGGUUAUUAUACAGGUCACCAUAACAACCAGAAACAAGAAGAUUUUAAUAAAUAAUUAUAUAUAUUUACAUAUUUAUAUGCUUGAUCUUUUGACUAUGAAACAAUGGUGACUUUUCUAUUUACUCUUUCAUUCAAUCUAUAAAAUUCGUUAAAAUUCUAGAUGAGCGUCAUUCAUCUCCCCCCUCUUUCUCUCUCUCUCUCUCUCUCUCUCUCUCUCUCUAU